GUAACCACUGAACCAUAAUUACGUUGCAGAUUAUUUCAAGAUGGCGGAAUAUUUAAAAGAUUUAAUUCGAAAGAAAGAUAAAUUGGAAUCUGAUAUUCAAAGUUGGUUCGAUGUUUUAAAAUCUCAGGGAAAUGUAGGUAUGAUGACGUCAUUAGUGGAUGCAGGGGGGUUCCCCAGGAGUGACGUAGACGUCGUUCAAGUUCGAACAGCACGUCAUAAUAUCGUUUGUUUACAAAACGACCAUCGUGACGUCAUGGAGCAGAUAAAACGCGGUUUGGAGGAAUAUCAUUCACAGAUCGGCCGUGAUCACGUGGUUCAAGUUCAACAACCUACGCCAGAGGUUAUGGAAGGGUUCGCGACCCUUGACCUUGUGUCACGUGACUCACCGGCCGAGGAAGCAGGUUUAAAGGUCGGUGACGUCAUUAUCGAAUUCGGGUCAGUGACGUCACGAAACUUUCAAAGUAUCCGCGAGAUUGGUGAAGUUGUGAAGCAUAGCGUGGGGAGGAGUUUGAAUAUCAUCGUCAAACGUGGAGAAACGAAACUCAAUAUUUUGUUGACCCCUCACUCCUGGGGUGGGAGGGGGUUACUAGGGUGCAAUGUUGUUGCUUUGUAACUUAUUUAUUUGCGCAAAAUACAUAAAACACGAUUUACA
Molecule: messenger RNA, 652 nt
Organism: Ciona intestinalis (vase tunicate)
Lineage: Eukaryota; Metazoa; Chordata; Ascidiacea; Phlebobranchia; Cionidae
Product: 26S proteasome non-ATPase regulatory subunit 9-like
Biological process (GO): proteasome regulatory particle assembly
Cellular component (GO): nucleus; cytoplasm
Molecular function (GO): protein binding
Source: RefSeq, a predicted model, not a curated record